ACGUUGUGCACAGCGCGGUGCUGCCCGAUUGUCUCCCGCCGCCUGAACUUGGAGUGGGCACGUUCCGCGCGCAUGGCAUCGUGAUAUUUUUAUCUGUCUAAGCCGAAGUGGUAAAGCCCCCGCCGGCGGUCCCCUGCUCGGGCGCUGCUUGAUGACGCGCUGUCUCCUCCUCCCGCUGCUGCCCUGGGCUGAAUAGUCGGGCAGGCUGGCUGGCGGGGCGUUGCGCACGGUGAGAGCGCGUCGUUUGGUGGCAGUGUUGGUGGCGUUCUGGUGUGAGCCAUGUUCCGGAGCUAUUGUCUCGAGCCUGAGUCUGUCGCAGCAAGUUUAUUAAUUCUGCCUUUGCCUUAAAUUAAACCAUGGAAAAAAAUAACAUUUCUUCUCGGAAGAUGCACUAUUUGCGCAGAAAGCAGAGCAAGCAUGCAAUGGACACAGAAGAAACUAGGUUAUCUCCUCAAAAAGUGGCAGUGAGGGACAAAUAUUGCCAGACUGACCAUCACCAACAUGGCUGCUGUAAUCAAGAAUCGGCAGUGGAGCCUGGAGACCCACCGUUAUUGCAGCAACCUGUACAGACUUCAAGGUCUGGCAUACUACAAAUUAUUGAAAGUUUUAGAUCAGGCACUAAACAACUUAGACUGAUGUUGUUAAGGGAGGUGGAUACUAUAUUUGAAUGCAAGUCAUGUCGCAGCCUAUUUAGAGGACUACCGAAUCUGAUCACCCACAAGCAGUUUUACUGUAUAUCCAAACAUUUUGAACAUUUUGUGGAUGAAGAUCCACCCAAUGAAAAUAAACAAAGUCAAGUUGUAAAAGACUUACUGGACACAGUAUAUCCAAGAGCUAAUCAAUCAGAAUAUGUUGUACAAUUAGAACCUAUCCAAACAAACCAAAAUGCAGUUUUCCAGACUUUUAAGCCCAUUAGUGAAGUAAAUCUUGAUGGAAAGAUUACAUCAGACUCCGCUGACAUUCAGGAGGAAGACACAGCUUCAGUUCCUUCUUCUGCCUUACCUGCAGAAAGUGAAACUGUAGUACCAACUUCAUGUGAGAGUGUUAAAGGGGAUACAACUUCCAGUUUUCCAAAUGCAGAAGAUUCUGAUGUACCACACAAUGCUGACAGAACUGUUAAAAGAGCUAAUAACAGCAAUCCUUUUUCAUGUCGGCUUUGCAAGAAGGAUUUUAACUGUAGACGUAGUGUACGUAGACAUAUUAAGAAACUGCACAAGAAAAAACUAGAGGAGAUAAAGAAAUUCAUUGAGAUCCGGCGAAAUACACCCUUAUCAUCCACAAAAGGUCAUGGUAAAUUGAUCUAUAAAGCAGCAAGCAAAAGUUGUGACAUAUGCCACAAAUCAUUUGCUACUAAAGCAAAUACAAGGAGACACAUUGAUGAAGUUCACAGAGGGAUGAGAAGAGACUAUGCCACUCAGGAAAUCAAUACCAAACCUGGUAAAACUGUGAUUCCUGAGACUGUAACGCCUAAAAAAUCACUUAAGACUAUUUCUCGCACACAAAAACUUCCAGCAAAGUCUGAGGUUAAUGUCUCUUCCUGCACUUGCCCAUUUUGUAACAGGCGAUACACCUCUCAGUUCCUGCUUAAGAAACAUGUAAAGAUAGUACAUAAAACAGCAUCCUCUGUGACCAAUGUCAAGUCAGAUAAAGGAUACAAUCAUAUCAGUACUUCAGACAGUAAAAUAAAAACGGAAAACUCAAAUACGAUGGACUCUUCAUCAAAUACUGUAAAAAGUUCACCAAAGAGUGAAUCAAAAGGUCUAAACCAUGCACAAGAGAAGAAGAGUACAGCUACGCUGAAGGGUAAGGCAAAGUCUGAUGGUGAUUCUCCUAAACCUGGAAGUUCACCAAGUGAUGACAAGAAGAAGUACAAAAAGCCGAAACUGUCAGCUGGUUUUGACUUCAAGCAACUUUACUGUAAACUUUGCAAACGCCAGUUCACAUCUAAGCAAAAUCUUAUAAAACAUAUAGAGUUGCACACAGAUGGCAACUGUAUUUUCGUUAAGUUUUACAGAUGUCCUCUUUGCUCUUAUGAGACCCGACGGAAACGGGAUGUGAUUCGUCACAUAACAGUGGUACAUAAAAAGUCCCAGAGGGCACUCAUUAAAAUAACUGCAAAUUUAGAGAGCAGAGCCAUAAAAAAGCCAAUUGAAUCAAUUCUGGAAAAGGUUUCGAAAAGGGGACCUCAAAAAGACAAAGUUAAAAAAACUGGUUCAAAACAGGAUGUCGCAUCCUCAGCAUCCACCAAAAAAUCUGAGGGAGCAGAUGCUGGCAUUGAAGUUAAGUUGACCAAAACCUUUUCACUGUUAAAAUGUAAAAUGUGUGGUAAAGCAUUUGCAAAAAAGAAGGAUUUGGACCAGCAUAAAAAGAAUCACAAAGCCAACUCAAAUAAUUCACCUGUGGACAUAAAAAUUAAAGGACGAAGUACCAGGUCUAAAAUACCUGCAAGCUGAAAAGAAAUCCAUGUUUGAAUGUGAAUGGUAGAUAUUUUAUUCAAGAAAUUAUUUUUAUAGUAUAUUUUUAGAAAUGUUAAGCUGGCCAGGACAACAUAGAUAGCAACCUCCCAAAUGGUCAUUGGGAUGGUUUCAUGGUUCCAUAUAUUUUGCUCUUCUAGCCUACUUAUUAAUUUUAAUCUUCUGUAUUCUUCAAAAGCA
Molecule: messenger RNA, 2654 nt
Organism: Nanorana parkeri
Lineage: Eukaryota; Metazoa; Chordata; Amphibia; Anura; Dicroglossidae
Gene: ZNF800
Product: zinc finger protein 800
Exons: 6
Coding region: 357-2453 (698 amino acids)
Source: RefSeq, a predicted model, not a curated record